AUGGCUGGCGAGGGCAAGCUCGCAGCAGCCCGAGCUCGCUCGAGAUUUUCUCUCGUUUUGUUUUCUAGAAACCGGUAUGAUUGUCGGGAGCCGGUGCCUUUCUCUGGUGGCAGAAGAUUUGAAACUCGAGAUUCCAGCUAUUAUUAUGAAGACAGAAUAUGGGGUGCUAGAACUGCGAAGUUUAUUGCACGAGAAAAGUGGAUUGUGGUCGGAUCCGACUGGGGUUUUAUAGAAGUGUACAGUUAUAUUGCCAUGCGGAAUUUCAAGGGAUUGAAGUCAUAUUUAUUUUCAGAAAUAAAGAAAUUUCGAGCUCAUGAGCACGCCAGUGACAUUUCAUUGGACGUCCAUCCAACUGGGCCUUUUCUGCUGUCAGCAUCUUCUAGCCGCCGCCACAGCUCCAGGUGGACAGUACUUGGAACGAUUAAACUGUGGGACUGGGAAAACGGCUGGGUUUGCAUUAGGACAUUUGAUACGCAAAUCGAUCUAAGUCAAGUCAAGUUUAACCCAAUGGAUCCAAAUCGUUUUGUUACCGUUUCCAGUACUGGUGAUGCGAAGGUAUGGAAUAUUAGUUCUCCCAGUUGGGAAUCAACAUUGUCUGGCGCAAAAGACGCGGAAUAUUUUGAUUUCUUCACUCGAGAUGACAAGUUACACCUGAUCAUUUCUCAUUACUCAAAGAAGAAAGCCACGUCCUCUAAGAAGCUGCCAACACACUAUGAGGUUGAGACACAGAAGAGGACAAGGACUGAAGACGUGUCUCUUCAGCAAGUAAGGCAGACAAUGCAUGUGCCAUGGUCAGAGUAG
Messenger RNA from Miscanthus lutarioriparius, 801 nucleotides. The record is from the annotation of a GenBank genome assembly. NCBI's taxonomy places the organism in Eukaryota, Viridiplantae, Streptophyta, Magnoliopsida, Poales, Poaceae.